Molecule: messenger RNA, 750 nt
Organism: Toxotes jaculatrix (banded archerfish)
Lineage: Eukaryota; Metazoa; Chordata; Actinopteri; Toxotidae
Gene: ttc9b
Product: tetratricopeptide repeat domain 9B
Exons: 3
Coding region: 1-750 (249 amino acids)
Molecular function (GO): protein binding
Source: RefSeq, a predicted model, not a curated record
AUGCACAGCACGCUGCUCCGGUCCUCCCCAACAAAACACACCUUCGUGUCCGAGCACCAUGGCCCGCUCCAGCCGCUUUCACUGAGAGACAUGGAAGCGAAACAGCACCCGAUAAAGAGCCUAAAAAGCUACCCAGAAACCGGCGGCCGGAGCCUGGCAGCGGCCGCCGGAGGAGACGGAGGAGGAGGCGGCGGCGGCGGUGGGUAUCGAGCCGGCUCGGCUGAGAUGGAAAUGGAGGCGAAGAUCCAGAAAGCCAUCGACUUCAAGGCGGAGGGUCAUCGCUGCUACAAGGAGAAGAAAUUUCGGGAAGCGAUAGGCAAGUACCACCGGGCGCUGCUGCAGCUCAAAGGGGUGCAUGUUGUCGACGGGACGACGGGCUCCGAGGUCAACCUGCUGAACCAAGCCGCGGCCAAGCUGACCGAGGAGCAGCGGAGAGCCGUGGAGAGCACCGAGAUUGAGUGCUACGACAGCCUGACAGCGUGUCUGUUGCAGUCCGAGCUGGUAAACUACGAGAGAGUGAAGGAGUACUGUCUGAAGGUGCUGAGCCACCAGAGAGACCACUUCAAGGCCAUGUACCGAGCCGGCAUCGCCUUCUAUCACCUGGGUGACUACGAAUGUGCCCUACGUUACCUGCGUGACGCCAAGAACCGCGAACCCACAGACACCAACGUGCUGCGGUACAUCCAGCUGACAGAGAUGAAGAUGAGCAAGAGUGGACAGCGGGAACGAGAGAGUGGCAAAGAGACCUAG